Messenger RNA from Naegleria lovaniensis, 333 nucleotides. RefSeq lists its product as uncharacterized. The record is from RefSeq and is a predicted model, not a curated record. NCBI's taxonomy places the organism in Eukaryota, Heterolobosea, Eutetramitea, Acrasida, Naegleriidae. The coding region runs from base 1 to 333 and encodes 110 amino acids. The transcript has a single exon.
AUGACAAGCGGUGACCAAGCGUUAAGUUUGCUCGAUGUUUAUUCUUUAGGUGUCAAGUCAUUAGGUAUUUCCAAAGAUACACUUUUAAAGGAGGCCAAGGCAAACCUCACAAGUUACAACUGGGGAACUUCGAUGGUUUUUGCUACCAACCACAAGAAAACAGUUUCUGUUGAAAUGUCAGUCACAAAGAACAAUCUUGUGAAUGCUGUGUAUUCUGAAAAGUUUGACCUUAAUGCCACCAAAUCGAGCAAACUUGCAUGGAUUGGUUAUUGUGACUCUCCACGGGAUGGUUUCUCCUAUUCUUACAGCUUUGCUUUUUCUUACAUGUAUUAG